This is a messenger RNA of Lutzomyia longipalpis, 549 nucleotides long. RefSeq lists its product as uncharacterized. The record is from RefSeq and is a predicted model, not a curated record. The coding region runs from base 1 to 549 and encodes 182 amino acids. Lineage: Eukaryota; Metazoa; Arthropoda; Insecta; Diptera; Psychodidae. The transcript has 2 exons.
AUGUUGUGGCUUGUUGUGUGCAUUGUGUGUGCUGUGGCGGGAAGUUGCUGGGCUAGACCAGAACCACCAAUUUCCGGUGGUGGUGGUGGAUACAACUACAGCCCACCCUCAUCAUCAUACGGGGCCCCAUCGACACGCUAUGGACCCCCACAGGCAGCCCCCAUUAUUCACAAACACGUCUACGUGCACGUUCCACCACCAGAACCCGAAUACAUUGCCCAGAAGAAACCCAUCGUUCUCCCACCCCCACAGAAGCACUACAAAAUUGUCUUCAUUAAGGCACCCUCAGCUCCAGCACCAACGGCCCCCGUAAUCCCCGCCUUGCCCAUCAAUGAGGAGAAGACUCUCGUCUAUGUUCUCGUUAAGCGCCCCGACGAGCAACCAGAUGUCGUUGUCCCCACGGCGGCACCAACGCAACCCAGCAAACCCGAAGUUUACUUCAUUCGGUACAAAACACAGAAGCAAGAUGGCUACCCCGAGAGUGUUUCACCUGUUCCUAGUGCUGCCUACGGGGCACCACCUAGUUCCCAGUAUGGUGUACCAAAUUAG